GACGCAACGUGCCGCAACGGAACGGAGCCUACAACAGCGAACAAAAUGUUGAAACUUUGCGCCGCUUUCCUGCUGCUGCUGCUGGCGCUGUGCGGCGCUGCCUGGGCAGCCGACAGCUACGAUGGCUGCAAAGUCUACGACAUCAACACGCGCUCCGUGUUCGAGAAGGAGCUGCUGCUGCGCCUGUCCCAGAAUGCCGAUUUGGAUUUCUUCAUUUUGCCACGCUCCCUGGACGCAGCCAGCCGUGUGAUGGUGCAGCCGCAGGAUCAGCAGGGCUUUGAGCAGCUGCUGCAAAAGUUCGACGUGGACUACGUGGUGGUCAAUGAGGACCUCGGCGUGUCCCUGCGACAGGAGCAGCUGGAGAACCAAAGCCAGCGCCUGAUGGCCCAACGUUCGGCAUCGCGUGCCAUCAGCUUCACGGCCUUCCAUCGUCACGCAGAGAUCAAUGCGUAUCUGGAUGAGCUGGCCGCUGCCUAUCCCAGUCGUGUGUCCGUGCAGGUGGCUGGCAAGUCGUACGAGAAUCGUGACAUCAAGACCAUCACCAUCAGCAAUGGCGACGGCAGGUCGGGCAAGAGCGUCAUCUUCCUGGAUGCGGGCAUCCAUGCCCGUGAGUGGAUUGCCCAUGCCGGUGCGCUGUAUGUGAUCCAUCAGCUGGUGGAUAACUUUGCUGCCAACUCGGCGCUGCUGAAGAACUACGAUUGGGUCAUCCUCCCGGUGGUGAAUCCCGAUGGCUAUGAGUACAGCCACACGAGCAACCGCAUGUGGCGCAAGACCCGCAAGCCUGUGAGCUCCGCCUGCUAUGGCACCGACGGCAAUCGCAACUUUGACUACCACUGGGGUGAGGUGGGUACCUCGAGCGACUCCUGCGCGGACACCUUCAAGGGCGAGACGGCCUUCUCCGAGCCAGAGACCCGACUGGUGCGCGAUUUGCUGCUGAGUCUGAGGAGUCGCGGCAAGUUCUAUUUGACGCUGCACUCCUUUGGCAACUAUUUGCUGUUUCCCUAUGGCUGGACAUCCGCCCUGCCCGUUAGCUGGCGCGACAUUGAUGAUGUGGCUCAGGCUGGCGCUGCUGCCAUCAGGGCUGCCACUGGCACCAAGUACACCGUGGGCAGCUCCACCAAUGCGCUCUAUGCCGCUGCUGGUGGCAGCGAUGAUUAUGCCUUUGCUGUGGCCGAUUUCCCCAUUUCCAUUACCAUGGAACUGCCUGCUGGCGGCACUGGCUUCAAUCCCACCACCGCCCAGAUUCUGCCCUACGUCCAGGAGACCUGGGUGGGCAUCAAGGCCAUGGCCCAGAAGGUCGUUGACAAGUACUAAGCGGAGUGCAAUAAACCCCACAAUAUUCCCCCAAAA
Messenger RNA from Drosophila guanche, 1350 nucleotides. RefSeq names its product carboxypeptidase B. The record is from RefSeq and is a predicted model, not a curated record. Bases 46 to 1314 code for a protein of 422 amino acids. Lineage: Eukaryota; Metazoa; Arthropoda; Insecta; Diptera; Drosophilidae. The transcript is spliced from 3 exons. Gene Ontology annotation, biological process: proteolysis. Gene Ontology annotation, molecular function: zinc ion binding; metallocarboxypeptidase activity.